Molecule: messenger RNA, 2892 nt
Organism: Porites evermanni
Lineage: Eukaryota; Metazoa; Cnidaria; Anthozoa; Scleractinia; Poritidae
Source: the annotation of a GenBank genome assembly
AUGAAGUUUCUAUCUGUGCUAUCGCUGAUGUUGUGUUACAGUUCAGCUCAAAACGCUAAUGAUCCAAGUGAGUAUAUUGUACAGUCGAACCUCCGUGCGUGACUACCUUUCGUAAGCGACCACCUGCAAAAACUUUCCCAGUGAGAGCCUUACAUUUGGUACCUCUAGUAAACGACCACCUCCUGUGCGCGACGGCGACCACACUGUUUGGGUCUGACGGUUUAAUGAUUUCCAUUGGUUUUAACCUCUUGCAAGCGACCACUUCAUGGUCCUUCAAGCACAGUCUGAUCUCUAUUUUGGCAGUGUGUACUAUGGUAAUAGGAUUAUACGGAGAACUUUAGCAAAAUAUGGAACUACACACUUGCAAUAACUUAUCUUCCAUGAAAAAAGUUGUGUUCGGACAUCUUCACCUUAAGCGGCAUUUUUUGUGCUCUCUUAUGGGGGUUCGCAUGUAUUUUUAUCGCGCUGAAUAUCAUGACUACGCCCCUAUUUUCUCCUGUCCGUCCACCUAAUCAGCUGACAUGGAGAAAGCAGAAACUAGUGUUUAACUACCAAACAUCUGGCAACUUUUCUUGUUUAAGUUGUUUUUUUUGGCAAUUUUCGUGAUCCGCCUAUCGUAAUCAAAAACUCAAUCACCCUAAGUCAGAUUUUAUUUCAGGUAAUACCCUGUAAGUUUACGACAUUGCAUUCUUAAACCAGUGGGAAAAUAGUGGGAUUUAGGAAAUUCGUUUUAAUUAGUUUAUUAUGUCAUCUAAAACUUUUAAAAACGCAAAGAACGUAGAAAAAAGAACAUUGAGGGCCACACAAGUUCUCUGUUGAUUAAGAGAACACAAGUUGACGUGUAAAAUUACAAUAUGAUUUUGUAGGAUGUGGUUCUGUGGUAAACAACAUCUUGAGAAGUCCUGAAUUUCCAAGAAAAUACCCAAAUAACAUGCACUGUGUGUACAAUGUUUCCAUUCCACGCGGAAAGGCGCUGAACAUCAAUUUUCUAAUUUUUAGCCUGGAGUCAGGUGAUAAAUAUGAAAUAUGCAGGUAAGGAAUUUAGCAAUAGAGAGAUUUAGAGUCACCUUUACGGCAAACGGCAAGCGUAAGAUUAAAGUUGAGAAUAUCUCAAAAUAAAAAAAUAGCAGGUAAAAAAACAGCUCAAGCAAUUUUUAUGGAUAAAACUGGGCUAGAAAUAAGGCAAAAUCAGGCUUCUAAAAACCCAGGCUGGCAGUUGAGUAUAUCCCACCGGGAAAAACACCGGCCAAUGAGAAUAGCCCUCUCAUUUCAAAAUAAAGAUAGACCUGGUUUUAGAAACUGAUAACUGACGAAGAAGAAGGUAAAACACACUGAUACUUCAAAAUUCUUUUACGAAUUAAAGAGUAUCUGCCAGUAAAUUAGCGGUCUGGUCAAUAUGGCGUGAAAAAUAGAUUUCGCUCAUUUCUUGUGCGUUAAAAGACUUUCAUGUACCUGCGCUUAACGGCCCCAAUCCACUAGAUUGUAUUUUUAAAACUCUCGAGUUUUGAGACAGUUUUGGUUCAUCCCAUCCAACGCUCCCGUUGCCCGGCUUAAUUCAAGGCUGAAAGUUAACAAAACUUUGAAUGUUGAUUUCGCAAGAAAUAGUAAUUAUUAGAUAAAAGAAAUAACACAAAAAGCCAUCAUAAUUCCUUUGACAUAACACAGCGUUUUCUGCCAACAUUAAGCACAAUUUAACCCCAUAGCAAGAUUUUAGCGAUCCCCUUCCCGCACUGAUAGAUCAAGUGGAGCCAAACCACCCCCAAAUGGGUUUCCAAACUGUGUCGUUUGCUCUCGGAUAAAAGAAAAUGGAGUAGAGCAACAUAGAAACCAUGAUAUCUUGUGAAAGAAUACUUCCGAAAAAAAAUAUUACUUCUACGAUUUCUUCGAUUCUUUCUUCUCCUAAAAUACUGCCUAAACGGUGCAUUCAGUAGUCAUUGACCAGGUGACAGCUUUUAUGGUAUUUCUGUUGUUUCGGCACAGACGGCGCUCUCUCGAAAUGUUCCUAGCGGCAGAGAGCGAUGGGAGUCGGCUGUUUCGUAGCCUGUGAACAGCAGACAUAUUUCCGGUCGUAUUUUUCGGAGGGAGAGAAGCGACGACCGGAAAUACGUCUGCGGUUCGAAGGCUAGCUGUUUCGCAGCCUAAACAAAAUUCAAACUAUUAUUUACAAAAUCGAAUGUUCUUUGCUGGUGCUUGUAGAUAGACUCAAAAGGUGUAGAGACUUCUCAGUGGCUAAACCGAGAUCUGACCAAUGAUAUGGUUUUCGAUCUGGAAAAUGCCAUAGAUUUUUUAAAAUCCAAAUUAAGAUUUCACGUCUCAAGGCUUUUAUGUGAGCUGAGAUGAUUGAAACCCCUUUUACAGGCCUUUGGCAUCUGUAAGUAGGUCGAAAGCAAGAGGACAUAAAAGCCUCUUGUUGGACGUUAAUUGGCAUUUGUAGACGGCGGCAAUUCGAUUACUCGGUAGUGACGCAAGUGCAACAUAACAAGAAAGAAUUUGACGGGCGGCUUGAUAUUCCACAGAAACGUUUGGUGAGCCCUCAACUCCACCAUAAUGCACGACUCUCAAUUAGUUGAGGCAGGAGCGAGAACAUAAAAGGCUUUUAUGUUCUUUUAGCGGUUAGGGUUAUUUCUAAGAAUUCAACUGCCCUUGAAAAGUAAAAAACAUAUUUUUUUCCCUUCUAGGUAUGAUUAUUUGACGAUUGUAGAUGAUGACAACAGAGCAUUUGGUACAUAUUGUGGGAUCAAACUUAGUGGAAAGGUAGUUUUGGUAACUGGAAACUACGCAUUAAUAACAUUCCACUCUGAUGAUUCCAAACAAUACAUGGGAUUCCAGCUCACGAUGUUAUUUACGGAAAAUCAAAAUGGUGUGUUCAAAUACGAAGGGAGUCUUUCAUAA